AUGAAUUCGUCCCGACGUGCCGAUCAAUUCACCGAGUGUCCGGGACCGUGCAAUCCACAGAACAGAGUAUGUCGAAGAACCUGCGUGGAAAACGUCAUGUCGAUUUUAGAGGAACUUCCUCCGUGCGUUCGAUCGAGGCUCCGCCAAGAAGAUUUGUUCUCGAUCUUCGCGAACGAUCGAGAGUCGGAAGCAGCGCCGGUUGGUGACGAUCAGCUGAUGAAAUCGAUACAGAACGUUUGCUCGAAAACGGCGCGGAAAUGGAAAAGGGAAUCGUCACCGACGAUCACCGCUCGUGGUAGAUCGGACGAUGGAAGAACGAUGCGAGACCAGAGCACGGACGACGCGUGCCUUCCGCGAACCAGGCAAGAGGAAACGACACAGACGAUGGAAGAGAAACAGAUCCAAACUACGGAAGAAAUUAUCUGCGAAGUAACGUCGAGAUACAGGUCAAUCUCUGCGGGAACCAACAGCCUUCGGCAACGCAUCCAAGACGCGUCGAUUCUAGUUCGAAGCAUCGCCAGGCGUGGAAUAUGCGUAUUUCCAUCGGCGAGUUCGUGCUCCUGCCGUUUGAUCAACACUACGAUCUACGUCGUCUUGCUGCUUUCGUUGGCGAUAUUCGCGAGGCACAGCACGACUUAUCAAAUCUUUUUGUCCAGUCAAAUUUGUGGAAUCCUCGCUAUUCUAAGCUGGAGAUUCUCCGGAACCGUCCCGUUGUAA
Messenger RNA from Bombus pyrosoma, 717 nucleotides. RefSeq lists its product as uncharacterized. NCBI's taxonomy places the organism in Eukaryota, Metazoa, Arthropoda, Insecta, Hymenoptera, Apidae. The record is from RefSeq and is a predicted model, not a curated record. The transcript has a single exon. The coding region runs from base 1 to 717 and encodes 238 amino acids.